Messenger RNA from Aspergillus clavatus NRRL 1, 669 nucleotides. Its product is annotated as uracil phosphoribosyltransferase. Lineage: Eukaryota; Fungi; Ascomycota; Eurotiomycetes; Eurotiales; Aspergillaceae. The transcript has 5 exons. The record is from RefSeq and is a predicted model, not a curated record. The coding region runs from base 1 to 669 and encodes 222 amino acids.
AUGGCGACCAUCAACGGCUUCAACCCGGAGCAAGUCAUCCUGCUCCCUCAGAAGGGCCAGCUCCUCACCUUGAUGACCAUCAUCCGCGAUGUCAACACCACAGGCACACUUUUCACCUCGACGGUGCAGCGCGUCGCCCGCCAGCUGCUCACACUCGCCGUGGACUCCGUCCCCCUUGCACAGGAAUUCGUGGAAACCCCCGUCGGCAAGCAAUAUGCCGGCUGGCGCCCAGACCAGGAGAUCUGCGGCGUGAGUAUCCUCCGUGCGGGAGCCAGCAUGGAACAGGCCCUCCGGGAUACCUGGGUCGGUCCGUUGAGUUUUGGAAAUAUCCUCAUCCAGCGCGACGAGGAGACGUUCCUGCCGCAGUAUCUGUACUGCAAGCUUCCCUCGCAGAUUCCGCAGUGUCGUGUACUGCUCCUUGAGCCGAUGCUUGCUACCGGUGGCUCGGUGAUCAAGGCGGUGGAGUUGCUGAUCGAGAAGGGCGUCCCGGAGAACCAGAUCAUCUUGUGCAACGUAAUUGCGUCGAAGCAGGGUCUCGAGAAGGUUACUGCGCGGUUUGGGAUGUUGAGGAUCAUCACGGCUGCAGUGGACGAGAACAUGACAGAGAAGAACUAUAUCAGUCCUGGAUUGGGUGACUUUGGCGACCGGUACUAUGGCACAACGGGGUGA